Molecule: messenger RNA, 441 nt
Organism: Aphanomyces astaci
Lineage: Eukaryota; Oomycota; Saprolegniomycetes; Saprolegniales; Verrucalvaceae
Exons: 5
Coding region: 1-441 (146 amino acids)
Source: RefSeq, a predicted model, not a curated record
AUGAGCCUGAACCUGCGUCGGAUCGUUGUAACGGUGGUCGACGGCGAGAAAGCCAUGCCAGCAGUCACCGCGUCGGCGGUCGUAGAAAUUCCAUCGUGGGACGUUGAAGGGGAGCUGUUUGCUCGGUACAUGGGCCGGUGCAGUCUAUAUGCACUUGAGCGACGGCGUCCAUCGUCGACAUCCCAAGUCCAGAAGUGGCAGCCGCCUAGCUCCACUUUCGUCACCACUUUGAGCCGUCAAAGAGCUAAGUUUGGCUGCAACGUGGUCAUCCUGAGCGUGGCAGGAACUGCUGGUGUGAUUGCAGAUGCCCAGGUGUGUUGUUCCACGUCGGCAGCUGCUGCGACUGCCAUGGAUGCACCUAGCACCACGACCAAGUCACCUUCGACGUCGCCGAUUUUGGCGCAAGACUACUACUCGAUCGCCAAAAGUCCCCCUCGCUAA